Molecule: messenger RNA, 2742 nt
Organism: Tarenaya hassleriana
Lineage: Eukaryota; Viridiplantae; Streptophyta; Magnoliopsida; Brassicales; Cleomaceae
Product: methyl-CpG-binding domain-containing protein 8-like
Exons: 4
Coding region: 65-2443 (792 amino acids)
Molecular function (GO): DNA binding
Source: RefSeq, a predicted model, not a curated record
GUGAUUGGUUUUAAAGUGUGAGUGAAAAAAGUUCAACAAUCAGUCAUCACUUCUCGCCGCUCCAAUGGCGACUAUGGCUCCGGAAUAUCCGCCGCACUCGACCCAAACCCUGGAUCAACUCUCCUUCAUCGACCUCUCAACCCUAACUCAAUCGGAGCUCCUCGCUCUCUCCCGCUGCUCCUCCGUCACCGCCUCAGCGGCCAACUGCUUCCCCGGCGACACCGCCGUAGCUUCGAUCGACCGUUCAGCGUUUAAUGAAAGCGUUGGAUCUCGCAGGCAAACCUUCUGCCGCCUUGGUCCGUCGUCUCCUUCCUCCUCCGUCCACCACCGCUCCCGCGUCGCCGUCGCGGGCCGCCUCUCCUCCUCCUCCGCUAAGUCGCUCGCUGUUUCUGAUGCCGGUGUCGCAGAUGCCUCCGGUGAUCCUCACCACGGUGAGAAUCGGCGGAUCAUCGCUAAUCUCAAGCAGAGUCUCAGGAAUCUUCCGGAAUUCUACGACAUCGACUUCGAUUAUGUUCCUCCUUGUUCAUUCACGAAUCCUACCUUGAGUUUAUGCGAUGGUGGAGGGGAGAGGAAGAGGAAGCGGGGUAGAAAGCCGAAGCCAAAACCUGAGAAUUUCAAGCCCGAGAUACAGAAACCUGUAUCUGUCACGGUCGCAGGGAAUGAAGACCCAGAGACUGGACUCGAGUCUGUGAACAAGAAUGGCGUUAGGGUUGAUUUGGCAGCCUUGUCAACCUUGGAAGAUCCGUACGGGCCUGAGAUACGGCGGAGAACGGAGGGAUUGUGCGGCGAGGAAGAGCUUCUAGGGUUUCUGAGCAGUCUCGGUGGUGAGUGGUGUAGCCGGAGGAGGAAGAGGAAGAUUGUUGAUGCAGGAGUUCUUGGGGACUUUUUGCCAGUUGGUUGGAAGCUUCUUCUGGCGCUGAAGAGGAAGGAACGUCGCGCGUGGGUUUAUUGCCGAAGAAUUGUGAGUCCCGGUGGAAGGCACCUUUUGUCUUGCAAGGAAGUCUCUGAGUAUCUGCGAUCAUAUUUUGAGUCCCAUGGUGAACCAAGCAGAGUAAAUCACGAUAGGAGUACCGUUCACCCGGAUGGUCCCCAAUCAGUUUCUCAAAUCCAGAAUCAAGAUGCUAACUGCAGUGAGGAUCCUCGAAAAUAUCAUAGUUUAAUGACUGUAUCGAAUAAUGAUAAUCUCAAGGUAAUCCAAGUACAGAACUUGUUCAAGUGCCAGAAAUGCAACUCGACCUUUGAUACGAAUGACGCAUAUCUUCAGCAUCUCAUAUCUGUUCACCAGGAAAAUACUAAGAGAUGUAAACUUGGAUCUUCGGUGGAGGGUGGUCAGACAAUUACAAAUGGCAAUCGGGAUGAAGGAGUUGAACAACAAUACGAUCAGCUCGGGUUUCAGCAAACGAUAGAACCAACGAUCAAAGAUGAUCUGGGUAUGAGGAUAUCGAGGAUGGAUGCUCUUAUUGAAAUUGCUCAUAACUCCAUGCUAGAGACCUCGUCAGCACCUCCCACAGAAGCCACUGAGAGACUUAUUAUGUUCGAUGAAUUAAAUUUGGUUUCAGAAGGAAAGAGAUCCGUCUCUGAUUCUGAACACGAAAUGAUUUCUCCUAUUGGAGUUGAAACAGAGGACGGAUUGACCAUAACUAAUCUGGAUCAGGGUUUUCCAGGAGAGAUUAAUGGAAAUACUGCAACUGGUGAAAAGGUGGAGAUUCUUGAACAUGUUACUAAUUUUAUGGACAUCGAGACGGGUUCUCAUCGAUCUGAAGCCUUCCCCGGGAAACAUGGGUUCGGAGGUGCUGCCAAUGGAACCGAAGAAUCUGUUUUUGGAAAUAAACCAGCUGAUGAAAUCUGUUUGGCUAUUCCCACAGAGAAUCAAGAAGCCUUGGGUGUUUCAUUGGCUUCUUCUAGCGGUGAUGGAGGUGUUAAUAACGAGCAAUCGGGUCUCAUGAGAAUGGACUUUAGACUGACUAAUGAUACUGCGCCGAUUCAAGAUUCAAUACAAUUUCAGUUGCAGCCUACACAAAAUCUGCAAACAUAUGACAACGUCUCUAAGGGAGAAGAUAAACCAUUUAGUAUAAACCCGAGCAACGAGCUACAGUUGGAGUACAUGGAGUCGCUAAAACUCAACUUUGUGGGCGGCACAGAUAUGUCGUUAGUACCGAUGGGUCUCGAGGAAAACACGGCCAUGGUUGAAGAAGAAACAGCUUACGGCUCCGCCCCUCAGUUCCAAUCACAAGAAGUAGUGUUAGGUAUGACCGGUGGCGGUUCCGGCAACAAUCUGACGACGAUUUGUAUGUGGUGUGGGAUCGAGUUCAGUCACGUCUUGUCGGAUUCGGAGCCGAGAUCGGAUUCCGUUGGGUACAUGUGCCUCGCUUGCAAGGCCAGAAUCUCCGGACAGAUGGGUACGCCUGAUGCUCAUCCUCCUCCUACUUCUACCAUAUUCUAAGGCUGCCCUGCUUGUUUGAUUCUGCAUUAACAUGGAAACACACCAUUACUCACUCACGGGGUUCUGUGUUUUUAUGUAAAUACUCUCGUAAGAAACAUGUAAUUGAAUUUCUUCAUGUUAUUUCUUGUGGAGUGACUUUUAUGGCUUGGUGGCUUUAUUUUGGCAUUUUGCUAAAAUUCAUAUUUGUAUGUUCUAGGAUUAGAUGGAGAUGGUGAAUGGUGAUGGAUACACGCUCCUUCAUGUCGUUCUGGGUUUCCCAAACAUGGUUUUGGUUUUAUUUUAUUUUUUUUCUCUCAUUA